GCUAUGGUUAUGGCUUCUUCUUCUUCUUAUCGCGCGUCUGCUACAGUACCUCUGAAAAAAUACGAUGUUUUCAUCAGUUUUAGAGGCGAUGACACUCGUCAUGGCUUCACUAGCCAUCUUCAUGCUUCUCUGCGCCGAAGCUAUUUGGAGACUUACAUAGACUACAAAAUCCAAAAAGGAAACCACGUCUGGGAAGAACUUGAGCAAGCAAUCAAACAAUCCACCUUGUUUCUUGUCGUCUUCUCACAUGACUAUGCAUCUUCAACAUGAUGCUUCUUCUCAAACGUGACAGACGAAUCAAAAAUGCAGGGAAUCAAUAACACAUGCAACAAACUUCUUUCAAAGUUACUAAUGGAAGAUCUUCAUAUUGACUCUCCCAAAAUAAUGCCAUCCGCGGUCAUGAAAAGACUCAAACGCAUGAAAGCUUUCAUUGUAUUAGAUGAUGUUCGUACCUCAGAACUUCUACAAAGCUUGAUUGGAGUUGGGCAUGGUUGGCUAGGAGCUGGCAGCACAGUCAUUGUGACGACUAGGGAUAAGCAUGUGCUGGAAAGUAGAAGAAUUGACAAAAUUCAUCAAGUUAAGCAGAUGAACUCCCAAAACUCCCUCCAGCUUUUCAGCUUGAAUGCUUUUGACAAAGUUUUGCCUGAGGAGGGAUACGUGGAUCUCUCAAAAAGAGCAGUUGAUUAUGCCAAAGGCAACCCUUUAGCUUUGAAAAUUUUAGGAUCAUCUCUUCGUUGUAAAAGUGAAAUAGAAUGGAAGUGUGCACUAGCUAAACUCAAAGAAUUACCCAACAAAGAAAUUGAUUUGAUUUUGAGAUGGAGUUUUGAUGAAUUGGAUGAGACAGAGAAAAACAUAUUUCUGGACAUUGCAUUUGGUUUCAAAGGUCAUAAAAGAGAUAUGAUAACAAAAAUAUUAAAUAAGUGUGGUUUCUUUGCUGAAAUAGGCAUAAGUAAUCUUUUAGACAAGGCUCUUAUAAAUGUUGACUCAAACGAAUGCAUACAAAUGCAUGACUUGAUACAAGACAUGGGAAAACAAGUUGUUCGUGAAGAAUCUCCGAAGAAUCCCGGACAACGCAGUAGAUUGUGUGAUCCAAAAGAAGUUUGUGAUGUAUUGAAAAAUGAUAGAGGAACUGCGAUGGUUGAAGCUAUAUUUUUUGAUGCUACAGAAUGUACACACAUAAAUUUAAGCCCCAAAGCAUUUGCAAAGAUGCCAAAACUAAGACUGCUUGCUAUUCGAGACCACAAGGGAAUUAAAUCUAUAAGACUUCCAAGAGGCCUUGACUUAUUGCCAGAAAAUUUGAGAUAUUUUCUAUGGGAUGGCUAUCCAUGGAAAUCUCUACCUCCAAGCUUUUGUUCUGAAAUGCUUGUGGAGUUUUCCUUGGGAGGCAGCAAUUUAGAAAAACUCUGGAAUGGAGUACUGGAUUUGCCAAAUUUGGAGAAACUUGAUCUCAGUUACUCCAAAAAGCUGAUUGAGUGUCCAAAUGUAUCUGGUUCUCCAAAUCUAAAAGUAUUAGAUCUUAAAAAUUGUACAAGCUUGCCUGAAGUGGAUUCAUCAAUUUUCCUUCUCCAAAAGCUUGAAACUUUAGUGAUGAACGACUGCUGGUCGCUUAAGACUCUUUCAAGUAACACUUGUUCACCAGCUCUCCGUCGCUUUGAUGCCUUAGAUUGCAACAGUCUGCAAGAGUUCUCAGUCUCAUUUGCUUCCGCACAUCUUUUGAGGUUGUCUUUACCAAAGUUUGGCGUGAAUGAACUUCCAUCCUCACUAUUGCAAUUAAAAAAUAUUGAUUGGUUUACUAGUCCUAUCAGUGAUAGUCUUGUGGAUCUUCCUGAAAACUUUGCCAUUAGUAUUUGGCUUACGCGUGACAGUGAUGAUAAACACGACCUUUCCAUCCCUUUACGUAAAGUACUUUCUAGCCCUGUCUUUCUGAGUGUAAAACAGUUAAUCAUUGAACGUGUUUCUCUCUUGUUUGAAAUACCAGACAAUAUCUCCUUAUUAUCAUCAUUACAGUAUUUAUCGCUAAUUGGUACAGAAAUUAGAAGCUUGCCUGAAAGCAUUAAGUAUCUUCCCCAACUCAAACAUCUUGAAGUUAUCCGUUGUGAAAUGCUUCAAUCUAUUCCUGCACUUUCACAGUUCAUUCCUUAUUUCUUUGUCUGGAAUUGUGAAUCUCUUGAAGAAGUAUCGAGUUCAACGAAUAAACCUUUUGAUAUACCCUACCGUGGUUUUAUGUUCUGUAACUGCACAAAGUUGGAUUUUCAUUCAUAUCAAACAGUUCUGAACGACGCCAUUGCUGGCAUUGAACUAGGAGCAAGACUAUGUUCAGAAAAUGGAGAUCCAUCUUUAUAUCAUGAUACUGAUAUUUUCGAGUACUUCUUACCUGCUAUGUCUGGCCUGGAAAAUUGGUCCUGUUACCCUUCUACACAAGCUUCUGUCACUCUUGAACUUCCUCCCAAUUUGUUGGGUUUUGCCUACUACAUGGUUCUUUCUCAAGGUAAAGUGGGAAAUGUUGUAGAUUUUAGAUGUGAGUGCUGCUUGGACAACAGUCCAGGUGAAAGGAUUUAUAUAACAAGUUUCAAAAGAGCCAAUAUCUCCUGUGGGGUCUUUAAUGGCAAUUAUUUAUCGAACUUGAUGUCAGAUAAUUUGGUUUUAUGGUAUGAUCCAGCAAAAUGCAAGAAGAUAAUGGAAGCAGUUGAAGAAAUAAAAGCCAAUAAUGAUGUGAACAACACUAGUUACAAUCCAAAGCUUACAUUUAGAUUCUUCAUUGAGGAAAGCCUAUAUAAUGAAGUAACUAUAGUCGAGUGUGGUUUUCACUGGAUAUAUCCAUAUGAAGGGAGUGCAGUUCCAAAUAGAAAUGAUGGUUUUGAAUCUGAUGAUCGAGAAGAAACAGUUCCUCCAACAAACAAGUUAGAGCAAAGUGUCGUUGGAACUCUUUCCAGCUUAGAAGUAGAUGAAAGUGAAGACUUGAGGUAUUCACUUGAACAACUCUUGCAUAUUGGAUUUGGUGUAGACCUGCUGGAGUGGAGAGAAAAAAAUUUCAAGUGAUUUAAAGAGGCACAACAAAUAGGAGAUAGAAACAUAAGAAACGUGUCGUUGGAACUCUUUCCAGUUUAGAAGUGUGUGAAAGUGAAGAGUUGAGCUAUUCACUUGAACGAAACUUGGAUUCGAUGGAGAGCAACUGGAGUGGAGAGAAGAAAAAUCCAACUAAUUUAAAGAGGCACAAGUAAUAGGAGACAGAGACAUAAGCAUGUUUUCCUAAACUGAAUGUUGAAUUAAACAACAUUGGUGUUGAUACACAU
This is a messenger RNA of Vicia villosa (hairy vetch), 3293 nucleotides long. RefSeq names its product disease resistance protein RUN1-like. Lineage: Eukaryota; Viridiplantae; Streptophyta; Magnoliopsida; Fabales; Fabaceae. The transcript has 5 exons. The record is from RefSeq and is a predicted model, not a curated record. Bases 304 to 3039 code for a protein of 911 amino acids. Gene Ontology annotation, biological process: defense response. Gene Ontology annotation, molecular function: ADP binding.